AUGGGAGGCCACAACAGCAACGGAGACGAGCAAAAGGUCGAGAAAGGAUAUGCCACUCUCGCGACUCUCAGGGUCGGAGUCAGAGCAUGGGUCGACAAGGACGAUGAGAAGCGCAAGGCCGAGAUUCUCUCGAUCCAAACGCGAAGAGGGAAACCUACCUUUUAUGUGCAUUAUCAGGACUUCAACAAACGAUUGGACGAAUGGGUUGCAGCAGAGCGCAUCGAUCUAUCAAGAGAGGUCGAAUGGCCUCUUCCCGAGAAGGCCGAUACAAAGCAGAAAAAGACCACAAGUAAGACAGCAGCGAAAGCCGAACCUUCGAAAGCAAACAAAGCACCAAAGCGAUCGCGAGCAUCGAGUGUCAGGGAGCCUUCUGCAACGCCCACCGACGCUUCCCAAUCAUCGAGAGCGGGCACUCGUCGGCCGUCACUAGCAGGAAAAGAUCACGGAUCGCCUUCUGUAGCUGUCCUCGCACCCGAACUUAUUGAUGGGACCCCGCAGCCAGAUGGAGAGGUCGACGAUGACACGGUAGAUCUUAUCGACGUGCAGAACGCUGCCGCGGCUGCAAAGGCUAUCCCAGAACAUCUGUACUCACGCGAAGAGGAGAUUGAGAAGCUACGUACUGGUGGUUCCAUGACGCAGAACCAAACAGAAAUCAGUAGAGUCAGAAAUCUGGAGAAGAUACAGAUGGGAGCGCAUGAGAUCGAGCCCUGGUAUUUCUCGCCGUACCCCGUUGAAUACUCUGACUGCGAGCUGGUCUACAUCUGCGAGAUGUGCCUCCUUUACUUUGGCAACGAGAGGCAAUUCAAGCGACACAGGAGCAAGUGUACUCUGUUGCACCCUCCUGGUAACGAGAUAUAUCGUGAUGAGAUGGUCAGCUUCUUCGAAAUCGACGGAAGGAGACAAAGAACUUGGUGCAGAAACCUGUGUCUUCUGAGUAAGCUCUUCCUGGACCACAAGACACUCUACUACGACGUGGACCCUUUCCUGUUCUAUUGCAUGACGACUCGCGAUCAACACGGUCACCAUCUGGUCGGAUAUUUCUCCAAGGAGAAAGAAAGUGCCGAAGGCUACAAUGUUGCAUGUAUCCUGACUCUACCGCAAUAUCAGCGCAAGGGAUACGGUCGACUACUCAUUGCAUUCAGUUACGAACUCAGCAAACGCGAAGGCAAGUUGGGAAGCCCUGAGAAACCACUCAGUGAUCUUGGACUUCUGGGCUACCGUGCGUUCUGGCAAGAGAUUAUCGUCGAGUUUUUGAUGGAGAGCAAGGGUGAAAUGAGCGUCGAGGACAUUGGAGCACAGACUGCCAUGACGACCAACGACGUGCUGCAUACGUUGCAAAAUUUGAACAUGUUGCGUUAUUCUAAAAACCACCAUGUUAUUGUCCUCACAGAAGCCAUCCUCAAACAAAGAGAGCGACAAAAAGAAAAGGAGAAGAUCAAAGGCAAACAUCAGAUCGACGCAGAGAAGCUGCAAUGGAAACCGCCGGUCUUCACGGCAGCAAGCAGGACUUGGAACUGGUAA
Aureobasidium namibiae CBS 147.97 is the source of this 1521-nucleotide messenger RNA. RefSeq names its product histone acetyltransferase, MYST family. The record is from RefSeq and is a predicted model, not a curated record. NCBI's taxonomy places the organism in Eukaryota, Fungi, Ascomycota, Dothideomycetes, Dothideales, Saccotheciaceae. Bases 1 to 1521 code for a protein of 506 amino acids. Gene Ontology annotation, biological process: regulation of DNA-templated transcription. Gene Ontology annotation, molecular function: histone acetyltransferase activity. The transcript has 6 exons.